CGUGCGGUUUCUGUUUCUUUGUUAUCACGAAUUUGUUCCCUUAAAUUAUUUGUCAGUUUGCCAGAACGGAUGCUUUGCGCCAAGUAUUUGCUAAUCCGUAAUCCGUAUAAAGCGCCUAAUUGGUAUUCAAACGUGAAUGUCCAGCUGAAAUAAGAGUGGGAAAAUGGCAUCAUUAUUUGGCCAGGCCAAAAACGGGAAGCCCCGCAGUGUGAUAUAAGGCCGUAAAGAAAGCUCCGCGACAAGUGAGUCCGAGCUUUCCUCCCGUUAGUCGUCGUCGGGCCCAUCAGCUGACCUGGAGCAACAACAAAUAGAGCUCUCGGAAGGCAACAACCAACAACAAAACAGCCAAGUUUCGCGCUUAAAAUACCCAAAGUUCAUGGUCAACGUCCUGGAAGAGCAGACAAGGAUAGGCAAUCACAGAAACCCAGUCGUCACAGAUUUUCGCAUGCCAAAAUGGCCCUGAUUCGCUGCUGCUUCGAGCCGCCGGAAUUGCCGGAGUUCUUCGACAGUUUCGUGCAAAAGUGCACGGAUCCAAGUUGCUGCUGCGGUUGCUGCUCGGCCCUGAGGCCGCGCUACAAGCGCCUGGUGGACAACAUCUUUCCGGUGAAUCCCGAGGACGGGCUGGUCAAGUCCAACAUGGAAAAGCUGACCUUUUAUUCGCUCAGCUCUCCGGACAAGCUGGACCGGAUUGGCGAGUAUCUGUACCAGAAGGCCACCAAGGACAUCAACAGAAAGCGCUACAAGCUGGCCGAGAUUGCAAUGGAGGCCAUGGACCUGCUGCUGCAGGCGUGUCAUGCCCAAACGACGCUCAAUCUGUUUGUGGAGUCCUUCCUACGCAUGGUGCAGAAACUGCUGGAGGACUCGAACCCCAACCUCAAGAUAAUGGCCACGAACUCGUUUGUAAAGUUUGCCAAUAUCAACGAGGACACGCCAUCCUACCAUCGUCGCUAUGACUUCUUCAUCUCCAAGUUCUCCUCGAUGUGCCACAGCGAUGCGGCCAGCCUGCGGGACAGCUUGCGUCUGGCGGGCAUCAAGGGAUUGCAGGGCGUCAUCCGGAAGACGGUGUCCGAUGACUUGGUGGAGAAUAUUUGGGAGGCGCAGCAUAUGGAGAAGAUUGUGCCCUCGCUGCUGUUCAACAUGCAGUUUUGUGUAAACGUUAUGUUCGUGAAGAAAAAUUUACUGGCGUCCGGCGAUCUGACUCCCGUGGAGGAUGCCACCAACGUAACGCCGCCGGCCCUGGCCGAGGAGGUGCUACGCGAGCUGGUGGGCCGCGCCUCCUUCGGACACAUUCGCAGCGUUCUCAAGCCGCUGCUGACCCACCUCGACCGGCAUGAGCUGUGGGUGCCCAACACCUUUGCGAUUCACACGUUCCGCAUCGUGAUGAUCUCCAUACAGCCGCAGUACUCGUACACCGUGGUGGAGACGCUGAUGCAGCACCUGGACAACAACUUCAAGUCCUCGCCCAAGACGCGCACCUCGCUGGCCGUCGUGCUGUCCAAGAUUAUUGCUAUUGCGGCGGGCGAAAGUGUGGGCCCCUCGGCCUUGGACAUCAUUAACAAUCUGCUGACGCACCUGCGGACGAGCGUGAGCACCACCAGCGAGAUCACGCCCGAGGAGUCGCAGUACCAGGAGGCGCUGAUCAAUGCACUAGGCGAGUUUGCCAACCACCACCCCGACUACCAGAAGAUCGAGAUCAUGCUGUUCAUCAUGAACACGGUCCCAGAUCUGUCCAAGAAGAGCAAGGGCGACCAGAUGCUGCAGAACAUCCUGCUCAAGUCGCUGCUUAAGGUGGGCACCCAAUACAGCACCGUCUCCUUUGAGAAGGCCUUCCCCGCCUCCUUCCUGCAGCCGCUGCUCAAGAUGGCGCGCGCUCCCCACGACCCCACGCGCAUGGUGGUGAUGCAGAUCUUUCAGGCCCUGCUCGACCGCCACCAGAACGAGAAGGUGCUCAGCAGCGUCAGCGUGAAGCCGUAUCCCGCUCUGUCCCAGGAGCCGCCCUCGCGCUCUGACAUCAUCUUCACGCACAAGUACGGCGCCAACAUCAUGCAGGCGCUCAUCGACAGCAUGGCGCUAUCGGAUCGCGUGGACGCCCUCUCCUCCAGCUACAACACCGCCGCCCUGCUCAUCGUCGAGAUGUCGUGCAAUGAAACCGUGCAGGAGUUCCUCCUGUUCAUCUUGGGCAUCCAGCAGGUGGCCAGCACCACGGAGACCCUGGGCACCGUGCACAAGUGCAACCUGCACAUUAUCGCCAUUGGCCUGCUGGUGCUCAUCUCGCGGGUGAGCGGCAUCAACAAUCUGCUGGACUACGCUCAGAAGAUCGUAGACGCGCGGCGCGAGGAAGCCAGCCACUACCUACCGCCGCUGCUGGAACCCAAGAAGAUGGCCAACAAGAGCUUGAAUCUGUCGCUGCCGCAUCUCGCCAUCGACAAGCUGGCUCUGGGCGAGUGCCUCCAGAAUGCAGGCAUGGACGCCCAGCGCCUCAACACGGGCGCUCCGUACGCGCUCAACCAGACGGAUCAUCCCGGCCACCGGCACUCGUGGGUGGAGUCGGUAAGCAACCAGUUGACGCAGCGCAACAGCUCAGCGGAUCUGACCGUCUACAACGGCGAUGUGGACAGCGUGAGCAGCUCGCCCGGUGUGUGCAAAAAACUCCUGGCGCCCGAAUUCAACUUCGAUGCCAUGAAGCGGGCUCUCGCCGAGCCGACGGAGGCCGCCAAGCGGGAGUUGCGCGAGCGCCAAAUGCAAAUCGUUCGCACAUUCCGCGAGGGCGAGUUCGACGAUCUAAUGAGACGCACAGAACCGAAGCACGAUCUCAUCCAGAACCGCCUGAACGAGCUCUUCAACUCGCUGGCCGUGGAGCGUCAGAUCACUCAGAGCGACACCAAGGCAGCCCAGCUGCAGGCCAGCAACGAGAAGCCCAUCUACGAGACGAACUUCCCCGAACUCUUCUACUACUGAAAUGCAAUCCGGAACCGGAAUAUUUUCUACUCAAUCCAUGUAUAUCGAUAGCCCCGAAGACAAGUUUGUUGUUGGGAUCCCUAGUUAAAUCCAAUUAAAUUUUCCGUUGUUAAAUGCAAACAAUUCAAUUGUUAAAAACCAGCCUGCAUAUGUACUUUGAAUUAAUUGUUAUACAAAUAUAUGAUACUAACAAUA
Messenger RNA from Drosophila kikkawai, 3153 nucleotides. NCBI's taxonomy places the organism in Eukaryota, Metazoa, Arthropoda, Insecta, Diptera, Drosophilidae. The record is from RefSeq and is a predicted model, not a curated record.